AUGAGAAUACAACUAAGCAGAAUUGAUUUGCAAUGUGUCAUUGCGCUUUCUUGCCUGGGCCAAUUUGUUCAGGCGGAAGCUAAUCGGAGAGAGUUGAAGCAGAUUGACUUUCAGUUUCCAGUAUUGGAAAGAGCUGCUACAAAAACGCCUUUUCCGGAAUGGCUUAGUGCAUUCACCGGGUUAAAAGAAUGGCCUGGGUUGGAUCCUCCUUAUAUACCUUUAGAUUUCAUCGAUUUCAGUCAAAUUCCAGAUUAUAAAGAAUACGAUCAAAAUCAUUGCGGCGCCGUUCCAAGAGAAUCAUGUUCUUUCGACUGUCAUCAUUGUACCGAGCACGAUGAUGUGUACACAUGUUCCAAACUUUCUCAGACAUUUGACGAUGGUCCUUCUGCUUCUACUACUAAAUUAUUGGACCAGUUGAAGCAUAACUCUACCUUUUUCAAUUUAGGUAUCAAUAUAGUCCAACAUCCAGAUAUAUAUCAUAGAAUUCAAAAGGAGGGACAUUUAAUUGGCUCACAUACAUGGUCUCACGUAUAUUUGCCAAAUGUAACAAAUGAAAAAAUAAUAGCUCAGAUUGAAUGGUCCAUCUGGGCAAUGAAUGCCACCGGCAAUCAUACACCCAAAUGGUUCAGACCUCCUUAUGGCGGAAUUGAUAAUAGAGUAAGAGCGAUCACAAGGCAGUUCGGCUUACAAGCUGUCUUAUGGGAUCAUGACACUUUUGAUUGGAGCCUCCUUCUCAAUGAUUCUGCCAUAACUGAACAAGAAAUUCUUCAAAAUGUAAUAAACUGGAACAAAUCAGGUACCGGAUUAAUAUUAGAACACGAUUCAACAGAAAAAACUGUCGAUCUUGCCAUCAAGAUCAAUAAGUUGAUAGGUGAUGAUCAAUCAACCGUUUCUCAUUGUGUCGGUGGAAUUGAUUAUAUCAAAGAAUUCUUGUCCUGA
Molecule: messenger RNA, 939 nt
Organism: Saccharomyces paradoxus
Lineage: Eukaryota; Fungi; Ascomycota; Saccharomycetes; Saccharomycetales; Saccharomycetaceae
Gene: CDA2
Product: chitin deacetylase CDA2
Exons: 1
Coding region: 1-939 (312 amino acids)
Biological process (GO): carbohydrate metabolic process; ascospore wall assembly
Cellular component (GO): prospore membrane
Molecular function (GO): chitin deacetylase activity
Source: RefSeq, a predicted model, not a curated record